CAGUCGAAGGACCCCGCGUGUGACGUAUUAAUCCGUCGCCGGCUUGCGGUGAGUCUCGGGUCAGAUCGGAGGUAGUCUGGAGGACGGUGAACCAUGGCCCUGAGGGUGGUCCGCCUGCUCGUCCCGUCGGGAGCGAAUGCUCUCAGAGCCCCGGGUGUUGUUCAGAAGGCCGGUGUUCACACCAGCUCCGUGAGGAGCCUGCAGUACGGCUGGUGGUCCUACGCUCUGGGAGAGAGGACGACGCCACGGUUAAAGCGCUCCAGCAAAAUCAUUUCUGUGGAUGGAAACUUGGCCUCGGGCAAAGGAGCGCUGGCCCAAAAACUGGCCGACAAGCUGGGGAUGCUCUACAUGCCCGAGCCUGACACCUUCUACAUGGAUAAGAUGACGGGCGAGAAGGGGCCGCUCCCCCUCGACUAUAAUGGAAUGUGCAGCCUGGAGAAGUUCUACCUGGACCCCAAAGCUGCUGAUGGGAACAGCUACAGGCUGCAGCUGUGGAUGUACACCAUGAGGCUGCUGCAGUACUCUGACGCCCUGGAACACCUGCUCACCACAGGUCAGGGAGUCAUCCUGGAGCGCUCCCCCUUCAGUGACAUGGUCUUUCUGGAGGCCAUGCUCAAACAUGGCUACAUCAGGAAGGAGUGUGUGCAGCACUACAACGAGGUGAAGCACAUCAGCAUCUGUGAGUUCCUGCCCCCUCACCUGGUGAUCUACGUGGACCUGCCGGCUGAGGAGGUGCAGAAGAAGCUGAAGCAGAGCAGCAAGUCCUACCUGCACAACGUGCCCCUGUCGUAUCUGAAGAGCGUCGAGGAUUCCUACAAGAAGACUUUCCUGCCUCAAAUCAGAGAAACAUCAGAGCUUCUUGCUUACGAUGCGACUCAGGCUCAGGAGGUGGAAAGGGUGUGCGAGGACAUCGAGGAUCUGAAGUUUGAGAAGGGGCCGUGGUUGGAGCAGGACGACGUCACCUUCCACCACCUGAGGAUGCUUGUGGAGGACAAACACGAGGUGGCGUCGAUGACCCACAUCCCCAGGUUCCUGCCAGAGAUCACCAUCGGAGCCCACGACUUCGACCAGAAGUACUACGCCUACAAAUCGCUCCCUGGGAAGAAGUACGCCACUGGUUAUAAUGCAGAUGUUGGAGACAAGAACAUCUGGCUGAAGUGAAUCCCACUGACUGCUGAUCCCUCUCUGUUGCACAUCCUAAAUAAUAUGUAUGUAUUAAAGAAAUAAAACAUUUUCAAUCUAAA
Messenger RNA from Mugil cephalus (flathead mullet), 1244 nucleotides. RefSeq names its product NADH:ubiquinone oxidoreductase subunit A10 (gene ndufa10). Gene Ontology annotation, biological process: mitochondrial electron transport, NADH to ubiquinone. The record is from RefSeq and is a predicted model, not a curated record. The transcript has 10 exons. Gene Ontology annotation, cellular component: cytoplasm. Lineage: Eukaryota; Metazoa; Chordata; Actinopteri; Mugiliformes; Mugilidae. Bases 94 to 1161 code for a protein of 355 amino acids.